Arthroderma uncinatum is the source of this 1353-nucleotide messenger RNA. RefSeq lists its product as uncharacterized. The transcript has 4 exons. NCBI's taxonomy places the organism in Eukaryota, Fungi, Ascomycota, Eurotiomycetes, Onygenales, Arthrodermataceae. The record is from RefSeq and is a predicted model, not a curated record. The coding region runs from base 1 to 1353 and encodes 450 amino acids.
AUGGCGCACACGAUCGGCCCUCAUCUGGGCGCUCUCCAUGAUGCGGCAGCGUGUGAAAUCAGGAGAAUCGCAGCUUCAGCGUCGAGAGGUGCUUGUCGGCGGCGGAACGAUGUCAAGAUACCAGAUUCGCGGCUCUUCCAAGGGCUGGGCACGUCGUCGAUGCCAAAAGACUGCACUGUUCCGAUCCCAAGCGUCGGCGAAUGCGCCGUCCACCUGGAGUUGCUCGAGUUGUUUUACUACUUGCAGGUGCGAGUUCUGCAGUCCACAGAGCUGGACGCAGCGUUUGGGAUCCACCCAGACAAGAAGACGGUAUUCCGCAAAAACUACUCGAGCCGCAGGUAUGAGCCGGUUGUUCUAAGAGACAAAACCUUUGAGACUAGGAGGAAGGCAAAAUGGCAUUGCUUUCUGGAUCUUGCUGUAUUGCGAUUUAUAAGAUGGGCGAUCAAAAUAGAUGAGGCGAUGGAGUCGAAGGGCAUACGCAUCCCUCUCCUCCCCCCUCUAGAUAUCCUCAUGGUGUGGCAUGCACUGCUACUCAAUCCCGUGCAAUUUGAAAAAUACUGCGUUGACAAUAAGUUGACUUCGAUUUGCAAACUGCCUUUCCCAUGGCUAGAUAUCCACAAGGCUAUUGACUCCGAAAAUUGCCUUUACAAGCCAGCAGAACACGACAGGCUGGAGCUUCCCUCUGACAGCUUAUCAGACUUAGACCUCUUUCAACAUUUGGUCGAACUCGGUCGGGCUGAGGACAAAGCCAGGGCAACUUUAUCAAGGGAUAGCCCUCAGCCGUCCCAGGUUACUGCCUCGGGGAACGAGCCCCCCUGGGUCAAAUCCGGGACGCUCCGUGAAAACGUCGAACGGCAAGCCUCAUUUGUCGACAAAAUGCAUGCGCAGCUCUGGAUUCGCAGCCCAGCGGUUGAGGGCACUCUUCGCCGCGCUGUCGACCGAUACGAAAAAUUCCUGUGGCUGUUCAAGCAUUAUCCGCUCACAACUCUCGUUCCUACGCUGGAUAUCGACCUCGUAUGGCAUACACACCUGUGUUCUCCGGAGCACUACCGGCAUUCAAUGGUCGCGCGUACCGGGAGAUUCAUAAACCAUGCUGACACCAUCAGCAAGGAGGUCCUGAGCCACGGCAUAGACAAAACGGCGGAAUUCUUCCUUGUGCGGUUCGGUCAGGAGUACGAUGUCUGUAAAUGCUGGGAUUGCGAGGCUAUCGCGUUAGCGAUUGAGGAACGUGUUGACUGUGAUACGGACAGAAAAAUGCCUUUGGAGGCGUCCAUUGAGGAUAUCGUGCACUUAGUGCAGGGCUACCGAGCGAUGGAAUUGGAAAGGCGGCUAGCGAGGCCCCUCUCCUUUUAG